Emiliania huxleyi CCMP1516 is the source of this 417-nucleotide messenger RNA. RefSeq lists its product as hypothetical. The record is from RefSeq and is a predicted model, not a curated record. NCBI's taxonomy places the organism in Eukaryota, Haptophyta, Isochrysidales, Noelaerhabdaceae. The annotation marks the transcript as partial. The transcript is spliced from 2 exons.
GACUCGAGCUGGUUCGACAAGCAGGCGCCCGUGAGCGACCUGUCAUACGCCGACAGCACGACGGGACGGCCGUGGGCCGAGUGCGGCCAAUACACAAGCCAGUGGUGGGGCGUCGACCUCGGGAGCGAGGUGUAUGUGCGCUACGUGCGGCUGCAGAACCGCAACGACUGCUGCGCGGAGCGGCUGACGGACGUCGACAUCUAUCUCGGCACGACGGCAGAGACGUACACGGGCAACGCGCUGGUGAAGUCGGACGUGAGCGUGUUGUCGAACGUGAUGUUGGAGGUGGAGAUCAACGCGUUGGGGCGCUACAUCUACCUCAACCGGCCGUCUGCGGCGGGGCUGACGGUGUGCAAGUUCUACGUCUUCGCAGGAAAUCGCAAUGGUCCACCUCCUUCCGCGUCGCCGCGCCCGUGA